Sycon ciliatum is the source of this 5925-nucleotide messenger RNA. RefSeq lists its product as uncharacterized. The coding region runs from base 220 to 5130 and encodes 1636 amino acids. Lineage: Eukaryota; Metazoa; Porifera; Calcarea; Leucosolenida; Sycettidae. The transcript is spliced from 15 exons. The record is from RefSeq and is a predicted model, not a curated record.
GGCAACACUUGUCGUUUCGGAUUGGAAGCUAGUUUCUUUUCUGCGAACACUCACCAAUUAUUUUCCAACUCAACUUCAAUGAAAACCUGCUAGAGCCACUGUCGAACGCAAUUUAGUGGCUAGAAAGACGACAGGUUCAAACGCACGGCUGAAGUAUCGUCACUGUCUUUCCCCAGACCACAUUUGGAAGCACGGAAACUGUUCCUUACCGAAUCAGCCAUGAAGUGGCGACUCAUCCUUCUCGUAGUGGUUCUCACCAUGACGACGACAACAGUAUCUGCUACAACUUGCCCUGCCGGAGCACAAGACACAGGGAAUGGAUGCAAAUGCGUAGCAUUUGAUGCAUUCCUAGUGAAGGGCGAGUGCAUAGUGCUUCCAACAAAGACAUGUAGUACAGAUGUUUACAAGGUUGCUCCAAUUGGGUAUCAAACCUGCCAGAACUUGAGACCUAACUAUGACGAAUCGACGGUGGGCGAUUCUGCUUGUAUCAAGAAGAUGCUCUUGGACUGGCGUACAACAGUGGGCUAUGCGCUAACGUUUCAAUCCGGCAGGAGUAUAGUUACAUAUGAUGAUGCUUACAGAGCGGGUUCAGGGUCAACUGCUAAUGUAGUCAUCUGCAAACCUGUUUGCGGGUCCGACCAGGAAUUGGACUACUCUGCACAGCAGUGUGUUUGCAAGGCGGAGAUGAAGGCCAUCGGUUACAGCUCGUGUCAAAGGCUUGUUGUGCAUGCCGAAGGCUCCUAUUUUGUAGCCUUUCAUGGUAAAGGUACCUUAUCAAGCUAUGCUAAGGCUCAGAAAGUUUGCACUUCCAAGAACGGAACACUCCCAAACUGGUCUGCAAAUAUUGCUCAUAAUAAUAAACAUUUGGUCGACAUCGCAACGAAUUUGGAUCACACGCUCAACGUUGGAUACUAUCAUUUCUUUGGAAAAUAUAACACACAUAAUCAACGAGUUUUUUCAGUCAUCUUACCUACACCCACUGUACCUGCUUCCUCCGAUGAUGUCACCAAAGUGACAAACAUAAAUAUCUGUGAAUUCAAAUGCCUGGUAAAUGCUCGUUUCAAUGAAACAACACUCCAGUGUUAUUGUCCCACCGACAGGCCUUACCUCGGCCGCAUUCGAUGCCUCAAGUGUAUGGAGAAUGCCUAUCUUGAUCCUCAAACUCAAUCCUGUGUUUGCAACUCGGGGUUUACGCUGAUCGGAGAUAAAUGCACCACCAUUCCACCGACUACUCUAACCACCCUACCAACGACUACUAAAACCACCACACCGACGACUACUCCAACCACCCUACCAACGACUACUCCAACCACCCUACCAACGACUACUCCAACCACCCCGCCAACUAUUGUGAAUAAUCCACAUCCGUUUAACCGGAGCAAGUACUGUUCAGACACAAAUACAACGCUUGAGUUCACUAAUGGCUACAAACAUAACUAUACAACUGGUGUGGCCAUCUGUAAAGCAAUCGGUGGAACGCUACCCAGUGAGAAUAUGAAUAGCAAAUGCUUGACUGCCUGGACCAGGGAGCAGGUCAUUGCUGCUGCUUGGCGUGCUCUUAAAAUCAUUAGAUUCCAUGGAACAACGUAUUACGCAACUGACGAACGUGCCCAUCAACCGGAAGAGCGUCUCGAAGUUGUCUGUGAAGUUUCUCCUCUGAAGAGAAUUUGUGGCGGAAUCCAAUACACACUGGUACAACAGGUUCCGGACUCGCAAACAAGCAGUGCUGCCUACUCUGAAGCUAAGCAGAUAUGUCAAUCCAAAAAUAUGGAACUUCCCACGAUAAGCGCAAACGACACACUUACAAUUUGCCAAGAGGACAUGAUGAUUGGAUGGCACCUUAGGGAAGGGGUAACCUUUAACUUUUUCGUAGAUCGCAAUAAUAUGGUGAUUAAGUCGAAAUAUGUCCACGAUAUUGUAAAUCUCAGAUCGGUACUGGAAUUUAAUGAGAAAAAGGUAGUCGUGAACACACCCUACUCAGAUUUUGGAACGACGUUCACCAUUUGUCAAGGGGCUGCUCCAAAACCAUCAGCCACUAUUUCAACCACCGCAUCAACCACAGCUCCAACCACCCCUGCAACGACCACUCCAUCCACCCCACCAACAACUACUCCAACUACCCCACCAACAACCACUCCAACCACCACACCCACCACUACUCCAACCACCACACCAACAACCACUCCAACCACCACACCAACAACCACUCCAACCACCACACCAACAACCACUCCAACCAGCACACCAACAACCACUCCAACCACCACACCGACGACCACUCCAACGACCAUACCAACGACUACUCCAACCACCACACCAACAACCACUCCAACCACCACACCAACGACUACUCCAACCACCCUACCAACAACUACUCCAACCACCACACCAACGACUACUCCAACCACCACACCAACGACCACUCCAACCACCCUCCCAACAACUACUCCAACCGACCCGCCAACAACUACUCCAGCCGACCCGCCAACAACUACUCCGGCCACCAAGCCACCAGCUAUUCCAAGCACCGCACAGGACAGACAUGACCAGAAAACCACCACUGCAAUCAAUACCACUGUUACAAACGACAACGGCACCUCACCGCUGUUUGAGCUAGGCGCAAGUCCCACUAAAGCCGCUCUACUUCACAACGUAGCCGGCCCGUCUAGCUCUAGCCCCACCAGCACCUACAGCAGCUACCUGUGGCUGAUCGCCGUGUUCGCCGGCUGCAUUCUCAUCGGUCUCGCUGUCGCCAUUCUUCUGGUGGCCCGGCGCAACCACGCUGUGGUAGCACCACGACGAUUGUUCAGCGCGAAAUCCAGCGGCCCACCGCCGUCAACGGUGCGCAGCGAGGGCCUAGCUGACGAUGCAUCUCUCCUCUACACCGGCGUCCACAGAGACUCGUACACCGAGGACCAGUAUAGCCAGCCAAGCACUGGGAAUGGACCCGACGCCUGGAAUCAACGUCCCCCUGCUGAUCGGCCGUACGCUGUCACGUACAAGAAAGAUCGCAUAAUCAGCGUCGACUCUUCUUCGCAACCGCUCAUGGAUGCAGACGACAAUUCGAACAUCGCAUUCGUUGGAUCUUCUUCGGCCGGCCAAAACGGCAGCACCUGCAGUCUCCACACCAUACCAGUCGGCGAUGAGGCCUCGCUCACACAUAACUCGGCACGACGACCAUGCCCCACACCGCCGUCCAUGUUGGACGGAAAUGCAGACACUAGCCGGUACGUAUGUACCAGUCCGAGCAAGAGCAGUGCCAUCUACUCUACAAUGGGAAAGCAACGCUCCAAUUCACGGCUGGCUGCUGAAGAAACGAGUAAUUGCGAAGUCGGUUCGGCCGGAUACAUUGCUAGUUGCCAGGGGGACAAUUUCGAACACGUCCACAUCUACGACACGCAGUACGCGGCAAACGACGUGUUGAGAGAGAGCUGCCAGUCUGCUAAUGGAGGCAUGUUGGACAACGGUAAUAAGUCUUGUCCGGACAGUCUGGCAGUGAGAGUGCCCGGACGGGCCGCCUCCGUGGAUAUGAGUGCCCACUCGUCUACAAGCUGCCUGGAUAACAAUCUAAACGAACUCAGUGACAUGCUCGAUAACGACCGGCUUGUCCACGAUGACCAGUAUGCGGAUCCCAGCAAUCAAAUGAUGUGUGAGGAUACGUACAAUGGGACAUACUGCUGUCCGUCCCAGGAGAAGUCCGGUCAGGCAAGCUUAAUGAUCUCCAACCCGUACGCCCUCAGCCCUCAUUCUUUCCGCCGCAGCACCGCUCAAGCGGCAGCGAGCGAGGCUGCCUAUACCUCCGGCAAUGCGACCGAGGAGGAGCAUGAAUUGCACCCGGACGAAUCCGUCUCCGGCAUGGCGUGGCAGAACUUGGCCUCGGAGUGCGGCGACGAUGACGAGCCGACUUUCCCAGGUCAUAGUAACGUGAACGCGUCAGGCAACAUAAACACGCAGGCGGCCACUGGAGCGCCCGUGUCGUCGGGCACUCAUCCCGUCACCCUCCUGAGCAACAUGGCCAAGAAGCUGUGGUCGCGUCGCCCGUCCCGAACCAACCAGGACCCGCAGGCAAGCAACCUGCACGACACGAUCGACAGCACCGUCACCGACGGUGGUGCCUGGGACGUCCUGAGAGACCAGACCAUAGGAAGCAGACCGGGAUCCGGAGCUGCGCCUAACACCCAAGAUGGCGGCCAAGAACUGUACGCGAUCCUGGACUCGGCGAUCUCUAACGAUGCGGACCAACACACCAGACCGGGUGUUCAGACCUCGACCUCCGAUCACUACGGAGUGAUUGCACAAGAACACGAAGGACGUCAAGAACGCCUGAACACUGGCAUGGCAGGUAGGGCCAGCUCUGCACUUGCUGGCGUCACCGGCCGCGCCGAGAAAGACGAUGACUACGAUUCGACAAGGUUGGGAGAGGACGAUUAUGACACUGUUUCUCACUGCGCGUCCACAUGUGGCUCACCAAAGUCCGACGACCAGGUUCUGGCGAACUCCAAUGACGACGGUGCAGUCCUGGUUGUACACAAGACACUAAGCGGCUAUGAAAAGGUCGAGAAAAGCGCCGCAGUCAACGAUGGUCAAGAGGAUUCCGCCGACACCUACGUAAUGUCACCAACGUCGAAUGUCAAUGCCGGCAUUGUCAUGGUAAAUAACGAGAACGCCAAGGAGUCUCCUUACACGGCCUUCGCCAGGGGUUCCACUUCAACCAUGCUGCCGGAAUCACCCUACGCCGAAACUAUACCGGACUCUGCGGCAGACUGCAAUGUCUUUUCAGAGCCGAUGGCCACGGACUGCAGCACUGACGAUCACUGUGCCGAAGAGGAGGGGAUCUAUAGUUCAGCAGAUGCACACCUGGCGUCCAAAACUCAGUCAAGCCGUGAAAAGGCGGUGACUCUGCGGCAACAGCAGCAGCAGGGAGUGGAGCAGCAGCCUGCAUCCUCUCAAGCCGCACCCCAGCACACGGCCAAGAGCAGUGCCGCCGCUGACACCGACACCAGUGAUUACAUCUACGUCGGAUUCAACUCCGCCGCGGCACCCGCACAGAAGCUCGGGACGGCGGCCCUCUGCAAAACCAGCGAGGUCGAGUCUGAACGCCGCCAGGGCCAGACCCGCAUCAAGCAGUAAAGCAUGGCUAUCGAUAGCACUAGAUCAUAAUGCACUUUCACCCCUUGCCCUUGCUAAAUUGGAACUAUUGUUCAAGUCCACAAUUGCACCAUGUCUAAUCAACUUCUAUCCUUGCUACACUGCCAACGUUAGAAAGAGGACAGAUUUCAGGUCGUUUCACAGGAACAAUUUCAAAGUUAUGCGCAAGUAUGCUUUCUGAACUACUAUACCCAUUCCCAUCUGACAUUGUCGUGUAUGGUCAACUGCAUGAUCUGUGUACAACACGCAUGUACCCAUCUUCAUACACAAACACACUACAGACUGAGUAUUCACGCAUGCACACAAGUGCACGCACGCACCUGCACACACACGGACGUUCAGACACGUGCAUACGCACACACUCACACACACUCACUUGCACACACUUGCACGCACAAACCCUUUCUAAACCGCUCUCUUUCAAGCACUUCUCUCAUUGCGUUUGCAAUUGCCCAGUAACGGUGCAAUGGCCGUCUGCCUUGAGUCGAUGAUGUGUUGCUCCACAGCAUAGCUUUGCAGUGUGUGGCGCGGUUUUUCAGCUCCUUUUGUAAUACAGGUGUGAUUGUGACCUUGUCAUGCAUAACCACCCCUACAAUAUGGUUCAGGUGAUAUCACCUUGUCCAACACCCACAGCUCCUACCCUGUUAAACACUUUCGCCCAAUAACUGCAACUUUUGUUGUUACGCUUACGGAAAAUAAGUUUCUUGUUUUUAUUCACACUGUCGGUUUCUUUGUCGCUCUCUCUCUUCACGUAAAUAAACAUCUUUCUCUUCUUCA